AUGAGGCAGAUCCGGGAGCAUCAUCGCGUUCUCUUCUCCGCGACGCACCUGGACGCCCUGUUUGAUCUGUCUUUGAGGCAUAUCUCCGCUGACCCAUUCGCACCCUUUAACUUUGUCCGCGCUACGAGGCAGCAAAAUCCCCUAGAUCGGGCUUUUACCUCCCACUUGAUUCACUUCCUAGAGGUAGGUAAGCGGGCCCCCUACGAUGAGACUGCCGCGUAUAUCGCAUCGGCCAUCCUGAUGGAUGCCUACCCACCCGGCAUGCAUCGUUUCCAGCCAUCAACAGUGUUCAGAACUCUAUAUCGUGACGCUUGUUAUCUGGCCCUCCAGCAUUGCUACAGUGCUGAUGUCGUCGUGUCUAUACAAUGCAGGAAAAUCGAAGAUCGUUUGAUUGGGCUAUUUGAGGAGAUGGUUGUGGAUUCCACACCAUCGUGGGAGAUCCACCGGCGCAAUCUGGAGAGCCAGGGGAAAUUCUGGACCCAUGCAUUGUCGAACAAAACGUGUCUGGUAUGUCUCAGACGUUAUCCGGAGCACACACCGGUGUGCGGGCACUCGAUCUGCGAUACCUGCACUGAGGUCUUCGGCGAGCCCUGCCCGCAUGCGGAUAAUGAGUACAUAAUCCGUCAGUGUGUGGUAUGCGGUGUGCAGGGCAGCCUCACAGUGAGAUUAAAACCACCCACCGCGGCACCACGAGUGUUGAGUAUUGAUGGAGGAGGCCCUCGUGGUGUGAUUCCCUUAGAGAAUCUGGAGAUCCUACAGGAGAUCAUUGGGCCCGAUCUGCCAAUUAGUGAUUUCUUUGAUCUCAAGGUGGGCAGCAGUUCGGGGGGCCUCAUUGUGCUGAGUAUGACCAUGCGCGGUCUGGAUAUCACGCAAUGUAAGAGCCUUUUUCGGUUAGCAUUACACCCCCACUCAGCGGCUUUAUGGCACUCCAACGUCUCUCGUGUCCGCGGGAAAGGUAGCGGUGACAACAACGUCCCUCGACGGCGAUCCUUUCAUCUUUACCAACUACAACGGUACUGCGCCGCGCAGGACAAAGCCAGGUUCGGACUACUGAUGGGCCGUAAGGAUAGCGCUGACAUGUCGCAGCAUAUGAACGACUUCGCCCAGAUAUCGAGGAUGAGCCAUUUCGCCCGUGCAACGGCAUCUGCCCCUCUGUUCUUCUCCACCGUUCAUUUACCGGGCCUGGGCUCCUUCCAGGACGGAGGAUUGCCGCGAUAUAACAAUCCGGCGCAUGUCGCGGAAUUGGAAGCCAAACAUCUGUGGCCCGAGGGACCAGAUCCCGACAUAUUCAUUACACUGGGAACUGGAUCGGAAACUCGCUGUGCAAAACCUUCUGCUUUCCGGAAUGUGCUCGUUGAUGGAUGGAUUCCCAGGGUAUAUCGCGCGAUGCAACGAACAUUUGACGGUCGAGUCACAUGGCUAGACCAGUAUGCUCGAUUGGAUGACACGUCCAAGGAGCACCACUUCCGAUUUGAUUCCCUCUUCGGUGGGCUGCCACCGAUGGACAACACAGACUGCAUGGACUACCUAUCAAACCAGGCACGGAUUCAGUCGAGUUGGCAAGACAGCGGCGAGGCGGCAUUGACCUUGUUGACUUCCAGUCUUUUUUUCGAAUUAGACGCAAAGCCUGAGUACCGAUGCGGUCUCUUCCGCUGCAUGGGCAUGAUUCGAUGUCGUGCUCCGCCUGAGCCGUUAAUUCGAAAACUUGCACAGCUAGAGCCUAGUUGCCAGGAAUUUUUCAAGGACGGUCUCAAUCUUGGCCUCCACUUAUCUGCCAAUGAUAUUUGCGCUGCCUGCCAUCGAUACUCGCUCUCUGUGUACUUCUACGUCCGAAAUCUGGAUGAAAAGGUCACUCUGUCUCUACGGCUAGGAGCUACAAAGCGUCGACUCAGUGCGUUCCCGAAAAGCAUGCAACAGUUCAUUGAGGAACAGAAACUGGAUUCUCCAUUUGGGGUCCCCAACCACAGUAUUCCAUUACAAGUACAAUGUCCGACAUGCCGAGCACCGACGAGAACUCAGAGGAGAAAAAGGAAGUACACAGAGCUUUGA
This is a messenger RNA of Aspergillus fumigatus Af293, 2049 nucleotides long. RefSeq names its product putative Patatin-like serine hydrolase. The record is from RefSeq and is a predicted model, not a curated record. Gene Ontology annotation, biological process: arachidonate metabolic process. The coding region runs from base 1 to 2049 and encodes 682 amino acids. The transcript has 4 exons. Gene Ontology annotation, cellular component: membrane. NCBI's taxonomy places the organism in Eukaryota, Fungi, Ascomycota, Eurotiomycetes, Eurotiales, Aspergillaceae.